AUGUCGGGUUCCGGAGAAAGAAAAUCUCUGGCUUGGCAGUAUUUUGUGGACUUGAAGAAUAAUAAAGCGAAAUGUAAUUUUUGCAACAAGAUUAUCUCGUACAAAGGCGGUGGCCCAUAUAACCUUAUUCGGCAUACCAAAAGUCAGCACCCUCUGGUAUUCACCGCAAUCACGGAGAGAAACGAGACCGCGACAAACCCGCCUUCCACUUCUACAGCUGCACCCUUUUCAGCUCCUAUAAGCAACUCAGUGAGCACGUCAGCCGUGUCAGCGAGCCAGCCUGAGUCAACUGAGCCAACGCCAGGUCCUUCAUCCGCCAUAUUUCAGCAUACUCAGCAGUCUCAGCACAGCCACGUACCAGCUACCAACAGUCGCCUUCCAGCUCAAAAAAUAACCGACUACUUACCGAAACCCCUUACAAGCAAGAAAACUGAGACAGUAAAUAAACACUUAGUAAAAUUAUUUGCAAAAAAUUACCUGCCGUUUUCUCUUGUCGAGUCCCCGGAAUUUAAAGAUUUUGUCAGAGAACUGAAUCCUAACUAUCAACUGCCGUCGCGAAAGACCCUGUCGAAUGUACUGGUUGAGAAAUAUUAUAAUAUAACCAAAGAAAAAAUCAAGGCUGAGUUGGCUGAAUCCGAUCAUGUCGCAUUGACUACAGAUGGGUGGUCUUCAGAUCCCAAUGAUAAUUACAUAAGUGUAACCGCACAUUUUAUCAACCAGGAAGCCGAUUUAAAGGCAUACGCAUUAGAAUGUGCCCAGUAUUCCGACCGACACACAGCUGAAAAUUUGGCGCAACAAUUAAAAAAAAUUUGCGAUGACUGGGAGAUUUCGCAUAAAAUUGUUUCCGUUUCGACUGAUAACGCCAACAACGUCAAAGCUGCCAUAAGGCUUAACAAGUGGAAACAGGUCUCAUGUUUUGCCCACACACUCAACCUUGUUGUACAAACAGCUAUAGACGAUAUAAAGCCCACUCACCAAAAGGUGAAGCGUAUAGUGGAGCUAUUUAAACGCAGCCCUUUGGCGUGCGAAAGGCUAAGAACUAUGCAGCAAAACUUGGGAGAGCCUCAACUAAAAGUUAAACAAGAUGUCGUCACCCGGUGGAACUCCACGUUCGAUAUGUUUGAGCGCGUCUUAGCAAUUAAAAACAGUCUGCAGACGACGCUCAACAUACAUUACCCGGACGUGGAUGGUCUGACGGGUGACGACCUGGAAGUCUUAAAAGGGGCAACAGGAAUCCUCGCAUACUUCAAGGCCGUUACGGAGGAGAUGAGUUCGGAGAGGAGUGUCACAAUUUCGGAGAUAAUAUUUAUAACAAACGAACUCAAAGACCAGUGCAUAGAGCACUUGGCCAUUGAGGCUUUACCCAUGGCUGUUCGUGGCUUAAUCCAAAGCCUCCACGAUGACCUGGAAAGCCGAUUUUCAUAUACGGAGGCUGAUAGCGUAAUGCUCGAGAGCACGCUCUUAGACCCCAGAUUGAAAAAACAUGGGUUUCAUAAAGACGCUGUGUGUGAAAGAGCGUGCUCUCACUUGAACGCGUCCGCUGCGUCCGUCGGGGAAGUCCAGGAGCUGGAACAGCCAGCAGCCUCAGAUGUCGACCCAUGCGUUCAAAGGGAAGUCAAUAAUUAUUUUGAGGAGCCGCCACUUCCCAGAACCCACAACCCACUUAAGUGGUGGUCAGUAAAAAAAAAUGUAUAUCCACGUUUGUGGCAAGUGGCAUCUAGAUUGCUUUGUAUUCCCGCUACACCUAAUUAUUCUAUUUCUUCACUCAACAAUCUCAUCAUGUUAAAAGUAAGACUGAAUUCACAGGAAAUAGUGCGAAACGAAACGCAAAUCAUAGGCGGCUGA
This is a messenger RNA of Cydia fagiglandana, 1845 nucleotides long. RefSeq names its product zinc finger BED domain-containing protein 4-like. The transcript is spliced from 4 exons. Lineage: Eukaryota; Metazoa; Arthropoda; Insecta; Lepidoptera; Tortricidae. Gene Ontology annotation, molecular function: protein dimerization activity; DNA binding. The record is from RefSeq and is a predicted model, not a curated record. The coding region runs from base 1 to 1845 and encodes 614 amino acids.